Messenger RNA from Hypanus sabinus (Atlantic stingray), 2023 nucleotides. It is a transcript of the gene ddx41, whose product is annotated as probable ATP-dependent RNA helicase DDX41. Gene Ontology annotation, cellular component: spliceosomal complex. Lineage: Eukaryota; Metazoa; Chordata; Chondrichthyes; Myliobatiformes; Dasyatidae. The coding region runs from base 98 to 1951 and encodes 617 amino acids. Gene Ontology annotation, biological process: mRNA splicing, via spliceosome. Gene Ontology annotation, molecular function: ATP binding; zinc ion binding; RNA helicase activity. The transcript is spliced from 17 exons. The record is from RefSeq and is a predicted model, not a curated record.
ACUCUAACCGAGCACCACCCGGAGCAGGAAAACGGACGGACCGGAAGGAACUGGCAAGCGGACGGGAAGUGCAACGACGUCGGGAGAAAGUCCGGCGAUGGAGUCGGAAUCUGUGAGCGGAGAGUUCGAUGGCGGCAGUGGGAAGCGUGCACGAUCUGAAGAUGAGGAUGACGAGGAGGAAUAUAUUCCAUAUGUUCCUGUUAAACAGAGAAAGCAGAACAUGAUGGAGAAGUUGGCACGGAUGAGGAGGAAAGGUGUCGUGCAUGAUGACCAGGACAGCGGCAGUGACCACAGAGAAGAUGACGGCGAUGGCCCUCUGGGACCACGAUCCAAUAUCAGUCUGCUGGACCAGCACCAGCAGCUGAAGGAAAAAGCAGAAGCACGCAAAGAAUCUGCUAAAGAAAAACGACUGAAAGAAGAGGAAAAAAUUUUGGAAAGUGUCGCUGAAGGCAGAGCCCUGAUGUCUGUGAAGGAAAUGGCAAAGGGUAUCACCUAUGAUGACCCAAUCAAAACCAGCUGGAAACCACCUCGGUAUAUACGUUCCAUGCCUGAAGCUCGCAAUGACCGAGUGCGGAAGAAAUACCAUAUCUUGGUGGAGGGGGAAGGUUUGCCGUGUCCUGUCAAACACUUCAGAGAAAUGAAAUUCCCACCAGCAAUUUUGAAAGGCUUGAAGAAGAAGGGAAUUUUACAUCCAACUCCGAUUCAGAUCCAAGGAAUUCCAACUGUUUUAUCGGGCAGGGAUAUGAUUGGGAUUGCAUUUACUGGGUCUGGUAAGACUCUGGUCUUUACCUUACCCAUGAUCAUGUUCUGCCAGGAGCAGGAGAAAAGGCUGCCAUUCUCCAAGAGAGAAGGUCCAUAUGGACUCAUCAUCUGCCCAUCGAGAGAAUUGGCAAGACAGACCCACGGGAUCAUUGACUAUUACUGCCGCUUGCUGCAAGAGGAAGGCUUCCCCCAGCUUCGCUGUGCUCUCUGCAUAGGUGGCAUGUCCAUCAAGGAGCAGAUGGAGGUUGUCAAACAAGGUGUGCACAUGAUGGUUGCUACUCCUGGACGUCUGAUGGACCUCCUGCAGAAGAAGAUGGUUGGCUUGGACAUCUGUCGCUACCUGGCGCUGGAUGAAGCAGACAGGAUGAUAGACAUGGGUUUUGAGGAGGACAUCCGCACUAUCUUUUCCUACUUUAAGGGCCAGCGCCAGACUCUUCUCUUCAGUGCCACGAUGCCAAAGAAGAUCCAGAACUUUGCCAAGAGUGCUCUUGUGAAGCCCAUCACCAUCAAUGUGGGUCGGGCUGGAGCUGCCAGCCUUGAUGUGAUCCAGGAAGUCGAAUAUGUGAAGGAAGAAGCUAAGAUGGUUUACUUACUGGAAUGUCUACAGAAGACUCCACCUCCGGUGCUGAUAUUUGCAGAGAAGAAAGCUGAUGUGGAUGCCAUCCAUGAAUACCUUCUUUUGAAGGGUGUGGAAGCUGUUGCCAUACAUGGAGGGAAAGACCAAGAAGAGCGGACUAAGGCCAUUGAGGCAUUCCGGGAAGGUAACAAGGAUGUGCUUGUGGCAACCGAUGUUGCAUCAAAAGGCUUGGACUUCCCAAAUAUUCAACAUGUGAUUAACUACGAUAUGCCUGAGGAAAUAGAGAAUUAUGUUCACAGGAUUGGACGUACUGGGAGAUCAGGGAAAACUGGGAUAGCAACAACUUUUAUCAACAAAGCUUGUGACGAGUCAGUUCUAAUGGAUCUAAAGGCCCUGUUACUGGAAGCUAAACAAAAGGUCCCACCUGUUCUGCAGGUGCUUCAGACAGGAGAUGAAACCAUGCUGGAUAUUGGAGGUGAACGAGGCUGUACUUUUUGUGGUGGUUUGGGACAUCGUAUCACAGACUGUCCAAAACUCGAGGCCAUGCAGACGAAGCAGGUCAGCAACAUCGGCCGCAAGGACUAUCUUGCUCACAGCUCGAUGGACUUCUAACCUCUGCCAGCUAAGGUGCAGCCUGUGGCUCGGGGACUAUCUCGCUCACAGCUCGAUGGACUUCUAACCUCU